Saccostrea echinata is the source of this 808-nucleotide messenger RNA. RefSeq lists its product as uncharacterized. NCBI's taxonomy places the organism in Eukaryota, Metazoa, Mollusca, Bivalvia, Ostreida, Ostreidae. The transcript is spliced from 4 exons. The coding region runs from base 70 to 759 and encodes 229 amino acids. The record is from RefSeq and is a predicted model, not a curated record.
GUCUGUAUAAAGCGAACAAAAGCGGUACACAUUCGAUUGCUCUGAGAUUUUUUUCUCUGAAUUUUAACAAUGGACACUACCUCCCAGGAAAUAAUGGAAAACACAUCGCCCUGUGAUGCAUUGGACUACCCUCCUAAUUCGUCACCAAGAAUCCAAUCGGAACUGGAGACUAUGGAACUAAGGCGAAAAGAAACUGACGAAAUCAGGAGAGCAUUCAAGGAAAAUGGUAUCUUGGGAUUAACUCGGUCAAAGACCUUGCCUCCGCUGUCAUUUAAAAAAGACCUCGCAGACAAAAUCGGAGCAAAUUCGGAAGGUCCACGCCCAUCUCUCCGAACAAACAGACCUGUGACCCCAAAUUUUCCUUGUAUCAUCAAGCGAGUUAACAAAUCCCCGAUUAAGAUUGACGCUCUAUUGAGAAAUUCAGAGCCUAUACCGCAUUUUAUAGAUAGGGCGUCGAACCAGGUGCCAAAGAAACAGUCCAGAGCCAAGAGCAUACAGGGAUGGCAGAACGAAAUCAAGAAAGUGGUGCCACAAAGACCUGCUUUUGCCAUUUCCUCAGACUGGGUAGCACCACCCGCAGAUUGGGAUGACAGGGACCCAUAUAUUUCCUCCCCAAGGAGUAUGUUUUACACAAAUACCAAAUAUGUGCUUCAUAAAGACUUUAUCGUCAGUCCCGAGUGGAUCUCCGAACAAAUGAAAGUCUCAGAAUUUUCUCCAGCUUACCGCACAUGCGCUCUAAGAUACGGUUGGUGCUCGUGAUGCACCGGUUCUACACACCACUCAGUAUUUAUAUCUGGUAAUCAAUCAG